AUGUCUGCAAAGGUUUUAUUGACAGGUGCUUCAGGUUUUAUUGCGCUGCAUGUUUUAGAUCAGCUGCUAGCUGCUGGUUAUGAAGUCGUUGGUACAGUUCGUUCUGAAGAAAAAGCUGAGCCAAUUAAGAAGGAAUUGGCUAAGGAACACCCAAAUGGUAAGUACCAAUUCGAAGUCGUUGUUGAUAUCGCAGCUCCAAACGCUUUCGAUGCUGUUUUCCAAAAGCACACUGACUUGAAAUACGUCCUGCACACUGCUUCUCCAUUCUCGUUUGGUUUGACAAAGAGCAACGAAGAAAACUACUUGAUUCCGGCCACUCACGGUACCAAGUCUGUCCUUGAGUCUAUUCAAAAAUACGGUAAGAACGUCGAACAUGUAAUUGUUACAUCUUCCUAUGCAGCUAUCAUGCGCUUAGAUCAUGCCGGUGACCCAAAUUUCAUUCAUGAUGAAACUUCUUGGAAUCCUAUCACCUGGGAAGAAGCUCGUGAAAACUCCGUUACUGCAUACAUUGCUUCUAAGAAAUAUGCCGAAAAGUUGGCCUGGGAUUUUGUAAAGGACAACAAUUCUACAUUCAAUUUGACUACAGUGAACCCUCCAUACGUUUUCGGUCCACAAAAAUUCACUUUCGGUUUGGCUAAGUCUUCCUUGAAUACCUCUGCUGAUAUCGUUAAUCAAGCCUUGAAGACAACUCCAGAAUAUGAAGGCCCAUUUAACCAGCCAGCUGGUCUUGCUUGUGAUGUCCGUGAUGUCGCCAAGUUACAUGUCUUGCCAUUGGGUAAGAAAGAAUUCAAUGGUCAAAGACUAUUCCCGGUCAGUGACACUGGAUAUGGAAUUGAGGAAUACGAAAAAGGUAAGUUCAACUUCGAAAAGAUCCUACGUAUUUUGAACGAAAAGUUGCCUGAAUUGAAGGGUAAGAUUUCUCCAGGCGGCAUCAAGGAUAAUGAAGCUGAAUUAGCGAAAUUGGACUACUACAGAAACAAGACUACAACAGAUUUGACUAAGCUAACGUUCUACAAGUUUGAAGAUACUGUCUAUGAUGCCACAAAGCAAAUCUUAGAUUACGAAGCCUCUCAAAAGUAA
Molecule: messenger RNA, 1080 nt
Organism: Kluyveromyces lactis
Lineage: Eukaryota; Fungi; Ascomycota; Saccharomycetes; Saccharomycetales; Saccharomycetaceae
Product: SDR family oxidoreductase
Exons: 1
Coding region: 1-1080 (359 amino acids)
Molecular function (GO): oxidoreductase activity, acting on the CH-OH group of donors, NAD or NADP as acceptor
Source: RefSeq, a predicted model, not a curated record